Molecule: messenger RNA, 1392 nt
Organism: Hyaloscypha bicolor E
Lineage: Eukaryota; Fungi; Ascomycota; Leotiomycetes; Helotiales; Hyaloscyphaceae
Product: DUF1671-domain-containing protein
Exons: 7
Coding region: 1-1392 (463 amino acids)
Source: RefSeq, a predicted model, not a curated record
AUGGAGGAGGAAGGGCCAAUGUCCUGCCCAUUCUGUGGCAUAAAAGCAGAUGGCGAUUAUCAGAUCAUGCUGCACUUGGAAACAGUGCAUCCGGAAGAUGGAGAGUCUCCAUUCGUUGUCAAAGACGAUGCCAGCAUUGCAGCACUGAUGUCACUCGAUGGUGAACAGGAUGACCGUUACGCCAACUGCACAGUUGAGGGUUGUGGUGAGACCCUGCUCUUGACAGAGCUUGAGAGUCACGUCGAGAUGCACGAGGUGGAGCAAGACUCUGGGGAUGAUCAGUCAAGUCGUUCAUCGAAGAGACUUAAGCUCGAGCCUCAAAUCGGAGCAGCUUUCGAUACCAAACUUUCCCAUGCCCUCCGGAAUCUGGAAGACGUCAAUGAACGGCCAGAAUCUGAGAGUCCCUCCUCCGAUCGACAGGCCGUCGCGAAAGCUACUUGGAAAAGCCUUCUGAAGAUGCCAGACUCCUCGUCAAAGACAGCCGCGCCAUCGUCCUCGAAGAGUAAUCGGCGACGGUUAGGGAAAUCUGAACUUGGUCCUCAUGCACAUGAGAAGCAGAUGCCAUCGUGGCUGGUCAAGCUACUUCAAGAACAGGACGGUGCGUAUAAGUCUGGAGCAAGGCUUGACAACCAUGGCAACAUGAGGAAGGCCAGAUGGCGCCACAACAUGGCACCUGGUAUCAUUCCAGUCCUGGAGCGGCUUCUUGACCAAGACGUGUAUGUGGAAUUUGCAUAUUUGUGCGACCCAGCAGUCAGGCAUGUGUCGAAAUUAAAGCGAGAGGGUGGUUUUUGUGGUUACCGAAACAUCCAGAUGAUAUGUUCCUACAUCAUUGGGGCUGAAUCUCAAGGCUAUGAGCACUUCAAAGGGAAGAUUCCAAGCAUUUUUGAUAUUCAAGAAAACAUCGAGCAGGCGUGGGAUCUUGGCAUCAACGCUCAAGGUCGUAUCGAAACCGGUGGAAUCCGCGGGACAAGAAAGUAUAUUGGAACUCCAGAUGCACAAGCAAUGUUUUGUUGUUUAGGCAUAGCAUGCGAUGCGCAAGGUCUCAAGCCCAAGGGAAACUCCAGACCAGCAUAUGACCUUCUUUUCAACGCGGUUGAACAAUACUUCGUCAACGGCUGCGCUGAUUACAACCCCAAAGUCCGCUGUACAUCCUUACCUCCCAUCUACUUUCAACAUCCAGGCCAUUCUAUGACUAUCGUCGGCUUUGAACGAAAAGCAGAUGGCUCCAAGAACAUCCUCGUCUUCGACCCCAUGUUCCACGACUCCUCCCAUGUCACCCAACUCAUCGACCUGAGGAACUUCAUCCUCAAGCAACCAGAAGAUGUCCUACGAGCCUACCGGCGCGGUGCGAAGUAUUUGAGGAAGUAUAGCGAGUUCGAGUUACUAAAGUGA